This is a messenger RNA of Balaenoptera musculus (blue whale), 2162 nucleotides long. RefSeq lists its product as uncharacterized. Lineage: Eukaryota; Metazoa; Chordata; Mammalia; Artiodactyla; Balaenopteridae. The coding region runs from base 11 to 1117 and encodes 368 amino acids. The transcript has 2 exons. The record is from RefSeq and is a predicted model, not a curated record.
CCGCCACACCAUGGGUGGGGAGCAGGAGGUCACCAUCAGGGUCAUCACAGACAUGCCUUCACGUUACCUUGCUUCACAGGAGCUGAAGGUGAGGACACAUGUACGUGAACCUUCAGGAACAAUGGAAGAGAUCCUAGAUGUCCAGGCACUUCUCAGGUCUGCAGAGGAUCCCAGGUGUCCAGGCAUUUCUCAGCUCUGCAGAGGAUCCCAGGUGUCCAGGUGCUUCUCAGCUCUGCAGAGGAUCCCAGGUGUCCCGGCGCUUCUCAGCUCUGCAGAGGAUCCCAGGUGUCCCGGCGCUUCUCAGCUCUGCAGAGGAUCCCAGGUGUCCCGGCGCUUCUCAGCUCUGCACAGGAUCCCAGGUGUCCAGGCGCUUCUCGGCUCUGCACAGGAUCCCAGGUGUCCAGGCGCUUCUCGGCUCUGCACAGGAUCCCAGGUGUCCAGGCGCUUCUCGGCUCUGCACAGGAUCCCAGGUGUCCAGGCGCUUCUCGGCUCUGCAGAGGAUCCCAGGUGUCCCGGCGCUUCUCGGCUCUGCAGAGGAUCCCAGGUGUCCCGGCGCUUCUCGGCUCUGCAGAGGAUCCCAGGUGUCCCGGCGCUUCUCGGCUCUGCAGAGGAUCCCAGGUGUCCCGGCACUUCUCGGCUCUGCAGAGGAUCCCAGGUGUCCUGGCGCUUCUCGGCUCUGCAGAGGAUCCUAGGUGUCCAGGCGCUUCUCAGCUCUGCAGAGGAUCCCAGGUGUCCCGGCACUUUUCAGCUCUGCAGAGGAUCCCAGAUGUCCCGACACUUCUCAGCUCUGCAGAAGUUACCAGAUGUCCUGGCACUUCUCAGCUCUGUACAGGAUCCCAGGUGUCCAGGCGCUUCUCAGCCCUGCACAGGAUCCCAGGUGUCCCGGCGCUUCUCAGCUCUGCAGAAGUUACCAGAUGUCCUGGCACUUCUCAGCUCUGCACAGGAUCCCAGGUGUCCAGGCGCUUCUCAGCUCUGCAGAGGAUCCCAGGUGUCCAGGCACUUCUCAGCUCUGCACAGGAUCCCAGGUGUCCAGGCGCUUCUCAGCCCUGCACAGGAUCCCAGGUGUCCCGGCACUUCUCAGCUCUGCAGAGGAUCCCAGAUGUCCCGGCAUUUCUGAGCUCUACAGAAGAUUCGUGCCCAGAAAACCAUCUUUGUACUUUAUUCACCCAGAGUUUCCAACUCCGUUUAUGGAUUGUGGGAAAGUUGUUACUUCCUUGAAGAAACACUUGCCAGAUAUUUUAAAAAUUUUAAUGAAAUUCACAUAGAGUAAGAGCAAGGAUCUUAAGUGUGCAUACAAGUCAGACGGUUAUGACAAACAUGCACAUCCGUGUAACCCACACACCUAUCAAGAGGUGGGACACUUCCACCACCCCAGAAAGCUCCCUUGUACCUCCUUUCCCCUGAGAAUACCACAGUCUCGUUUCUAUCACUGUGGACUAGUUCUGCCUGUUGGAGAACUCUGUACAAGUGGAAGCCACAGUAUGCAUGCUUUUGUAUCUGAUUUCUUUUACUAACCAUAUUUUUUUUUGACAUUAAUCCCCGUUCUUGCAGGUAUCAGUCAUUUGUUUUCUUCUAGUGCUGAGGAGUGCUCCGUUACAGCAGUGUUUAUCCAUCACCUGCCGAUGGGCAUCUGGGUUGUUCCCAUUCUUGGCUACUAAUAGAGAAAUGUUGAGCAAUGUAUUCAUUUCUCUUGGAGAAACACCUAGACAUGGAAUUGCUGGGGCAUAGGGCAGGUAUCAGUUAAAUUAAUAAAAUAAGGCCCAACAGUUUUCCAAAGAGAAUGUACUGUGUUUACACUCCUGAGAACAAUGUAUACGUGUCCUCAGCAUGAUUUGGAAUUGCAGACAUUAAUUUUAACCCUUCUAGUGGGUGUGCAGUUUAAUUUGCAUUCUCUGAUAAUGACGAAACCUUUUUCAUGGACUAAUUGACCUUAUAUAUUAUUUCUUUGUUAAGUGGCAUGUCCGUUCAACUAUUUUGCCUACUUUUAUUAGAUUUUCUUUUUAUUUUUGGGUGAUAGGGGUUCUUAAUAUCUCCCCCAUACUAACCCUCUGUGAGAUAUAUAGAUUAUGAAUAUUUUCUCCCAGUCUGUGGUUUGUCUACUCAUUUUCCUAAUGGUGUCUUUUUAUGAGCAAAAGUUCUUAAUUUUGAUGAAGUCCAAUUUA